Bufo gargarizans (Asiatic toad) is the source of this 9407-nucleotide messenger RNA. RefSeq lists its product as uncharacterized. The record is from RefSeq and is a predicted model, not a curated record. Lineage: Eukaryota; Metazoa; Chordata; Amphibia; Anura; Bufonidae. Gene Ontology annotation, molecular function: RNA polymerase II cis-regulatory region sequence-specific DNA binding; DNA-binding transcription factor activity. Gene Ontology annotation, biological process: regulation of transcription by RNA polymerase II.
CUCUCCUACCUGAGCCGUAUGGGCAAUACCAGGAGCCAGUGGGAAAAUUACAGGAGCAUGAGGCCGACACCCCCACAAGAAAUACCUGGCGGUUGGAUAGGAGACAUGGUACCCACAGGUGCAGAAAGUGGAAGGACUGCCCUUUUGUUGAAGUGGGCAAUAGUUUUUCGAGUAGUGCCCAAGAACGGACCUACACUGCUCAUACGUUUGCAAAUUGUAAUACUGUAGGUUUAGUGUACUUGGCUCAAUGUGAGUGCGGAAGUAAAUAUGUUGGCAAGACCUGUAGAGCCUUCAAGAAAAGGAUCUUGGAGCAUGUUGGGGAUGUUUGCAACAAACGCGAUAAACCGCUCUCAAGACAUGUAAUGCUUCAUCAUGGAGGCAAUGUUAACACAUUGCGAUUCUCCAUGAUUGAGACAAUAAAACACUGCAUCAGGGGAGGAGACUUUUUAAAAUUUUAAAACAAAAGGAAUCCAAAUUGAUUUCUGUGUUAAACACCAUUUCACCCUCUGGUCUUAAUGACAAUAUUGAUUUUUCAUGUUUUUUAUAGUCGGCCAUCUCAGCAUUUCAUCUAGGACAGGAGACCGUAUGUUUUGGACCCGGUUAUGAACGGGUAACAGCUUGGAACAUGUGGCCAUUCCCUAAACUGGGCAUCUUUACUCCCUCUACUACCCUCUCAAUAAUUGAUUACUUAGAUGGGUCUCGCCAACAUCUACCGUCCGGCAUAGGCCUAAAUUUCCACCUCCUUUUCCUUUUAUUAUUUUAUCUUUUUCCUCUCCCUACUAUUUUUUAUGUUCCACGCAAUACUGUCUUAAUGAAAUUACACAUAGGUGCCUGCAGUGGCCCAUUCAUGUCAUGAUAUCCUUAUCUAUGUAGCAGGUUGACAUGCACUGAAUCGGGGUCCGGGCACCGAUCAUGUGACUAGAAGUGAUCAUAUGGCUUGGGCCGCAGUAAUGUGAAGCGCGAUCACAUGACCUUACUGGUUUGAUAGGUGACUGGCGCCACGUCCUCACUGGGGGCCGAAUACCAUUCUUGCUAUUGGGGAUAGCGUCCUAUUACUUGUUCAGGUAACCACAACCCCUUAUCUAUUCAGCGGCCUAUUUAAACCUUGUAAACCGACUUUCUCUUGCCACUCCACUAUACUGACCGAUGAUGUGACACAGGUAGGCCUUGUGGCUUCCGUUCCUGAGCAGUGCUUCCCCCUUUAUGACACCCUUUGUAUCGUUAUCUGUCCCUGAUACAUUUCUGUGUUAUUUCAUUACAGACAAUUUGUCAGGCUGGUUACCCUUCUUAACUUCUGUGGGUUAAACAUAUGGGGGCACGCAAGUACCGUUUAUUUUGACAAAUAAUUGUUUGAGCAACAUCUAAUUCGCACCUUGCAUGUGGAGACAUAUAUAUAUAUUUUUUACCGGUAUUAACUGUGAGGGGGUCAUUGGGCCCAUAGCCCUAUUAUACCAUUUAUUUGUCAGCAAAAUGUCUUAUCAAAUGACUAACUGGUGUAAAUAGAUUUGCUGACCAUCAGGUUUGAUCAUACUCUGAUGAGCCCAUUUUAUGUACUGGGCGAAAUGCGUUGGAAUGAAGGGUCCUAUACUUUGUGUAACCAUCUUUGGAAACUAAAGGUGUCUUUUGGCAUAUAAUUUGAUACUGCAGAAAUUGCAUUGGGCAUCUACUCAUUCAUUGUUAUGUAUUCAGCAAUUAUUUAUUUUGAUGUACUGCUUUCAUUAUUUUGUGUAUUUAGAGUAGGUCAUUGAAUUGACCUGUAAUCCAUUUUUAGGGCCAUCUAAGGGCUUGUAGGCGGUUUCUGAAUACGGGAUCGCCCUUAUCGGGGCGGAUAUUCCAUUCUAUAGGCAGGGCUAUACAGUGUAGACCACCACCACCCUGCCUAUGGUAUUGUCCCAUCCCGUAUUGUGGAAUUUUGAUUAUCAUUGUGUCUUCAUCAAUUUAUUAUAUUUUUUUCUGUUUAAUAUAAUAAUUCUUGUGGGGUUAUUUUAGUUAGUUAAUAAAGGCUACGUUUUAGAUUUGGGUGGUAUUCUGUGAAUAGUCUACUUGGAUUUAUACUAGUAUAUUGACCCUCUAAUGGGCUAUUGUCUUAGCUGUGACUUCUCUACAGUUAAAUCCAGUAAGAUGACAACACCGGAGAGAUAUCCCACUCCUCUUCUUCCACAGGAUGGUUCAGAAGAACAUCACAAUGUCCCAUGGGAUGAUGAUCAGCUUGUGAAUCCGGGUGAAGAUCUGAACAUUAUAUAUGUUACAGAGACAGAUGUGAGGGGUGAUGAGCAGAGUAUAGAGGACAUUCCUACAGAUAACUGCACAGAUGAUCCUACCAAGAGCCCAGAGGGACAUCUGAUGGCUUCAUAUUUCAAAGUUAAUAAUCAUGGUAUAACAGAAGAUACAUAUAAAGAGCAUUUCAUUAUAUCAGAUAGACCCUCCAUCCCUCUAUCACAGAAGAAAAGUCGCACAAGGGGUGAUAAACAUCAAAGAGGUCACAAAGUGAGAAAGCCAUUUUCAUGUUCAGAAUGUGGGAAAAAUUUUGUUAAAUCAGCUCUUGUUAUACAUCAAAGAAUUCACACAGGGGAGAAACCGUUUUCAUGUUCAGAAUGUGGGAAAUGCUUUAUCCAGAAAUCCGUUCUCAUUAAACAUCAAAGAACUCACACAGGGGAGAAACCAUUUUCAUGUUCACAAUGUGGAAAAUGUUUUAUAAAUCAAUAUAAUCUUGAUAAGCAUCAUAGAAGUCACACAGGGGUGAAGCCAUUUUCAUGUUCAGAAUGUGGGAAACAUUUUAGUGUUAAAUCGGCUCUUGUAAUGCAUCAUAGAAUUCACACAGGGGAGAAGCCAUUUUUAUGUUCAGAAUGUGGGAAAUGUUUUAUCCAGAAAUCAGAUCUUGUUAAACAUCGGAGAAUUCACACAGGGGAGAAGCCUUUUUCAUGUUCAGAAUGUGGGGAAUGCUUCAACCAGAAAGCAUAUCUUGUUAAACACCAGAGAAUUCACACAGGGGAGAAGCCAUUUUCAUGCUCAGAAUGUGAGGAACGUUUUAACCAGAAAGUACAUCUUGUUAAACACCAGAGAACUCACACAGGGGAGAAGCCUUUUUUAUGUUCAGAAUGUGGGGAAUAUUUUAGUGUCAAAUCAGCUUUUAUUAUACAUCAUAGAAUUCACACAGGGGAGAAGCCAUUUUCAUGUUCAGAAUGUGGGAAAUGUUUUAACCAGAAAACACAUCUUGUUAAACACCAGAAAAUUCACACAGGGGAAAAGCCAUUUUCAUGUUCAGAAUGUGGGAAACAUUUUAGUCAUAAAUCAGAUCUUGUUAGACAUAAAAAAAUUCACACAGGGGAGAAGCCAUUUUCAUGUUCAGACUGUGGGAGACAUUUUUGUCAUAAAUCGCAUCUUAUUAGACAUGAGAGAACUCAUACAGGGGAGAAGCCAUUUUCAUGUUCAAAAUGUGGGAAAUGUUUUAACCAGAAAGCAUAUCUUGUUAAACAUGAGAGAAUUCACACAGAGGAGAAGCCAUUUCCAUGUUUAGAAUGUGGGAAAUGUUUCAUGGAUAAAUAUAAGCUUGCUAGCCAUGAGAGAAGUCACACAGGUGAGAAGCCAUUUUCAUGUUCAGAAUGUGGGAAAUGUUUUAGUGUUAAAUCAGCUCUGGUUAUACAUCAAAGAUUUCACACAGGGGAGAAGCCAUUUUCAUGUUCAGAAUGUGGGGAAUAUUUUAGUGUUAAAUCAGCUUUAGUUAUACAUCAGAGAACUCACACAGGGGAGAAGCCGUUUUCAUGUUCAGAAUGUGGGAAAUGUUUCAUAGAUAAAUAUAAUCUUGCUAAACAUGAGAGAAUUCACACGGGGGAAAAGCCAUUUUCAUGUUCAGAAUGUGGAAAAUGUUUUACCCAGAAAUCAGAUCUCCUUGCACAUCACAGAAUUCACACAGGGGAGAAGCCAUUUUCAUGUUCAGAAUGUGGGAAAUGCUUUAACCGGAAAUCAGCUCUUGUUAUGCAUCAAAAAAUUCACACAGGGGAGAAGCCAUUUUCCUGUACAGAAUGUGGGAAAUGUUUCAUAGACAAAUAUAGGCUUGCUAAACAUAAGAGAAUUCACGCAAGAGAAAAUUCAUUUUUAUGUUUGUUCUUUGUGAAGAAGAAAGAUGGCUCCAUACAUCCAUGCAUCGACUGCAGGGGUCUUAACAAGAAUACCGUAAAAAAUAAGUACCCUCUUCUUCUUAUUCCUGAAUUGUUUGACCACCUCAGGGGAGCUCAAGUGUUCUCUAAAUUAGACCUACGUGGGGCCUACAACCUGAUCAUGAUUUGUCUGGGGGAUAAGUGGAAGACUGCCUUUAACACCCUCAAAGAUGGAUCCCGAGAAGCUGUCAGCUAUUCUAAAGUGGCCUUGUCCUUCUGGUUUAAAAACAAUCCAGAGGUUCCUGGGAUUCGCCAACUACUAUCGCCAGUUCGCACCCGCAUCUCGUACUUGACAGCUCCCAUCUCUACCUUGACCCACAAAAGAGCAAAUCCCAAGAAUUGGACAGCUGAGGAUAAAUUAAAGCAGGCCUUCUCUGUGGCUCCGGUUCUCCAUCAUCCUGAUGCUAACAAGGCCGUCUCUGCUCCUGAGCGCAACUACUCGAUUAGGGACAGAGAGUUGUUAGCCAUCAAAAUGGCACUGGGAGAAUGGUAUUACCUUCUGAAGGGAGAAUCUCAUCCUAUGCCCAGCCUCUUGCACCUGACCCCCACUGGUUAUUGUUCUUCUGAACUUGAUCCUGCUGUAUCUACCGCUGUUCCUCUGUUGCUACUACUACCAACUCGACUGCUGCCAACCUCGGAAUCGUCCCCGACUACUCUCUUGCCUGAUCCUCUACUACCGUCUACCUCUCUGCUGUCGACCCAGACACCUCCACCCCGCCUCUCUCCUUGCGGUCUCCCGCUACUGGACUCCACCCGGUACACUGCCCGGUGCCCUCCCACGCAGGAGUUUGGCGCCACUGCCCAAAAGGAAAUGGCUCAACUUCAAGGCACAAUCCAGAGCCAACAGAGGGAAAUUAUCGACUUGCAGCAUCAACUGCUGGACAUACACGGCGCGGUCACAGACACCCGCAUGCCUCUCCCGUCAAAGUUUAACGGCGAUCGGCGCCAAUUUCGGGGGUUCCUCUACUUUCAGAUGCAGCCGGGCUCCUUUUCCUCGGACAGAAAGAAGAUCUUGUUCAUCAUCAACCUUCUAACUGACGAGGCCCUGCCAUGGGCAUCCCCAUAUGUGGAAUCCCACAGUCCCUUAUUGAAUAACCUAGACAACUUCACCUCAGCCAUGAGCCAAGUCGACAACCCUAACCGCUGCGCGACUGCCGAGGCUAGACCAGUUCUCAACAAUGUUACUGUGAAGAACCGGUACCCUCUCCCCCUGAUUUCUGAACUCCUCGAGAGACUUCGGGCGGCAAAAGUCUUCACUAAGCUCGAUCUCCGAGGAGUCUACAACCUGGUCCGAAUUCGCCCGGGGGACGAGUGGAAAACCACCUUCCGAACCCGCUACGGUCACUUCGAGUAUCUGAAGACCUUGAACAACAUCGUGGGCAUGUCCACAGGGUGCUACAGAAACUCUGUGAACAGUUUCUAUAUUAAAUUGGAGAAGUGUGAAUUUGAACAGACUUCCACCCAAUUCCUCGGCUAUAUUAUUUCCCCGGAAGGCUUAAGUAUGGAUCCCCGGAAGAUCCAGGCGGUGACUGAGUGGCCCGCCCCGAAGUACGAAAAAGAGACUGUCCCUUUCGUGUGGACUCCGGAGGCACAGGAGGCCUUUGCUAAACUGAAGUCCCUCUUCACCUCUGCCCCGAUCCUGGCCCACCCAAAUCCUGAAUUACCAUUUACGGUCGAGGUGGACGCCUCCGACGCUGCGGUGGGCGCAAUUCUGUCUCAACGUUCACAAGAAAAGAUGCUCCUACACCCUUGCGCUUUUUUCUCCCGCCAAAUGUCCCCCGCUAAACGGAAUUACAUCGGAAAUAAGGAACUGCUGGCAAUCAAGGACACUUUCACUGAGUGGAGACACUUGCUGGAAGGGGCCCACCAUCCCAUCUCUGUAUACACCGACCACCGGAACCUAGAAUUUAACCGCAGCGCCAAGAGACUCACCGCCAGACAGGCCAGGUGGAGUCUGGUUUUCUCCAGAUUUAAUUUUGUUAUCUCCUAUCGCCCUGGGUCUAAGAACGGCAAAGCGGAUGCUCUCUCAAGGAUGUUCUCUGAACCCUCUCAGAUCAAUGAGGCUCCGGCCGCCAUGUCUUCUACCGGAGAUGGUGACCGGGAGCCCACCAGAAAAAGUGCUGGCAAGAGGCAUCAUCUGCAGUGCCAUGACUGCCAGAUUGUGCUGGAGGACAGCUACGCUUUUUCCAGAUGCCCUCCCUGUAGGGCCAAAGCACUUCCCCAGCAGGAACCGACAGUCCAUGACGUCGUCAACUGGGUGAAGGGCUACAUGGAAACCAACCUUAGCCAAGUGAACGCUUCUAUAGAGGAGUUGAAGCAUGCCUUUGUCUCCAAGCGCGACGUCCUUCCUCUCCUCACCGGGCGAUGGAAGUAUCGGGGGCUCAGAAUGUUACCUUGUGGACUUGAGCAGUCCGCCUGCGGACAGGUUCGUCCAGACAAGGUUACUUCCCUGCAGCAAGCAAAGAGUUCUAGAGAGCUGUGUUCUAGAAUAUCUUCAGAAGGGGGCUCCAAGAGAAGGGAGCAGGUGCCCUCUUUUAAUAACAUUAACCAGGUGAUUUCCCUGCUGACUUUGGCUCCACCCCCCUCCACUGAGGAAAGAGGGCUUCAUACCCUCGACAUUUUGAGAUGUCUUAGGAUUUACCUGGAACGCUCCAAGACAAUAGUGAAGAAGACCUCUAGUGGGUGCUGUCAGGCCCCUGUGUCUGAAGGAUGGGGAAGAACCCUGAGACCAAUAAUAGGGCCUCCACCUCACCCCCUGAUCCUUGAGGAAAUCAACAGAGAGAAGAUCGUACCACUCACCAACAAGAUCAUUGAGCUACUGACUGAAGAGGUUCCUAUAAGGUGUCAGGAUGUCACCAUCUAUUUCUCCAUGGAGGAGUGGGAGUAUUUAGAAGGACACAAAGAUCUGUACAAGGAUGUAAUGAUGGGGGAUCACCGGCCCCUUACAACACCAGUUAAGGAAGAGAGAAGAACACCGGAGAGAUGUCCCAGUCCUCUUCUUCCACAGGAUGGUUCAGAAGAACAUCGCAAUGUCCCACAGAAUGAUCAGCUUGUGAAUCCGGGUGAAGAUCUGAACACUAUAUAUGUUACAGAGACAUAUGUGAGAGGUGAGGAGCAGAGGAUAGAGGACAUUCCUACAGAUAACCGCCCAGGUUACUGUACCUCCAGGAGUUCAGAAGAGAAUCCUAAAUCUUCAGAUUUAAAAGCAAAUAAUUAUGAUGUAACAGAAGAUACAAAUGAAAUCAUUAUCUCAGAUAUAUCCUCCAUAAUUUAUACCAAGAACCUAUCAUCUGAUCCUUUAAAACAGUUCCGCUCUUUAAAUUCAUCACAAACUGUUAAGCAAAACAAAAGAUACAGAAGACAUAAUCAAACAACUCACACAGGGGAGAAGCCAUUUUCAUGUUCAGAAUGUGAUAAAUGUUUUGCUCUCAAAAAAACUCUUCUUAGACAUCAGAGAAUUCACACAGGGGAAAAGCUAUUUUCAUGUUCAGAAUGUGGGAAAUGUUUUACCCAGAAAUCAGAUCUCCUUGCACAUCACAGAAUUCAUACAGGGGAAAAGCCAUAUUCAUGUUCAGAAUGUGAUAAAUGUUUUUCUCUCAAAAAAACUCUUCUUAGACAUCAGAGAAUUCACACAGGGAAAAGGCCAUUUUCAUGUUCAGAAUGUGAGAAACAAUAUAGCUUUGAAUCAGAACUUGUUAGACAUCAGAAAAUUCACACAGGGGAAAAGCUAUUUUCAUGUUCAGAAUGUAAGAAAUGUUUUACCCAGAAAUCAGAUCUCCUUGCACAUCACAGAAUUCACACAGGGGAGAAGCCAUUUUCAUGUUCAGAAUGUGGGAAACAAUAUAGCUUUGAAUCAGAAUUUGUUAGACAUCAGAGAAUUCACACAGGGGAAAAGCCAUUUUCAUGUUCAGAAUGUGGGAAACAUUAUAGCUUUGAAUCAGAACUUGUUAGACAUCAGAGAAUUCACACAGGGGAAAAGCCAUUUUCAUGUUCAGAAUGUGGGAAAUGUUUUAUCCAGAAAUCAGAUCUUCUUGCACAUCACAGAAUUCACACAGGGGAGAAGCCAUUUUCAUGUUCAGAAUGUGGGAAAUGCUUUAACCGGAAGUCAGCUCUUGUUAUGCAUCAAAAAAUUCACACAGGGGAGAAGCCAUUUUCCUGUACAGAAUGUGGGAAAUGUUUCAUAGACAAAUAUAAGCUUGCUAAACAUGAGAAAAUUCACGCAAGAGAAAAGUCAUUUUUAUGCUAAGAAUGUGAGAAAUGUUUUACCCACAAAUCCCAUCAUCUUGCACAUCAAAACUCCUCAGGAAAGCACUUAAAUUUAUUAACAAAUUCUACUUGGGAAAAAUAAAAUAGUUACAGUCAAAGUAAAUCCAUAUUUUAUACGCGUGGAAAAUAAUUAAAUUAUGACUACUGUAUGGAAGGGUUCAGAUAUCCGCUUGCCUGUUGAUUUAAACACACUUUCCACCGUCUUGAUUAGUGUUCCACUUCCAAAUUCUUGCUUUUAUUUUAUGCAAAUGACUUGUUUGGUGCAACAAAUGCAUCAACGUUGCACAUCCUAGCACCUAAAGCUCCGCUCCAUUUGGCUUUUGGAUGCCCCUCACCAAGCUUCCAGCACCAGGGCCUGGCAUGGGAGAUGUAAUUUCACCUGGGGCUGUGUUCUUGCACGUGCACUGACACUGAAAAUCAGUGCAUGCGCAGUACAGCCCUGAUGCUUGCCACAGAUACUUAGUACAGAUGUCCUUAGCCUUGACAAGCAUCAGGGCUGAACUGUGCAUGCACUGAUUCCCGAGCUGAGGGGUGCAGCCAACAGCCAAUGGGAGUGGAGCUUUAGUUGCUACAAGGAGCAAUGGUGAGGCCCUUGUUGCUCCAAGCAGGCCAUUUGCAUAAAGUAAAAGCAGGAAUGUCUCUGUGUAAUGAGGCCACUGAUUGAGAUAGAGGAAAGUAUGUUUAAAACAGCAGGCAAGCGCACAUCUUAAAAGUCAUUUGAUUACUAUGCAGGUAUGUGGUGAUUAAUUGAUCUCUAAUUUUGGCUAUUUUAGUUUCUACCACUUCUAAACUUCUAGCCAUACCAGAUGAGCAUUGGUGCGUAAUGAGAGCUUACCAGCAUCUGUUUCUUUACUUUGUAUGAUAUAACUAUAUAUCUAUUAUCACUGCUCUGUAAAUAAUUUAUUCCGUUAGCAUUGAGUAAGCCCAUUUACUCCUGUAGCCCAAAAUCCACUGUAAGAAAAAUUAAAAUUAUAUGCAAUUACC